AGAUAUCAGUGUCGAUGGCAUUCGUUCCCAGCUAUUCUUAGGAGCUUCUCAGGAGCUCCACACAGCCUGGCCAGACAGCAAGGGACAGAGCAGAGGCCACCACUGUCAGCACCAGCAUGUCUUACAGCGUGACCCUGACCGGGCCUGGGCCCUGGGGCUUUCGUCUGCAGGGGGGCAAGGACUUCAACAUGCCGCUUACUAUCUCCCGGAUCACACCGGGCAGCAAGGCGGCCCAGUCUCAGCUCAGCCAGGGUGACCUUGUGGUAGCCAUUGAUGGCGUCAACACGGACACCAUGACCCACCUAGAGGCCCAGAACAAGAUCAAGUCUGCCAGCUACAACCUGAGUCUCACGCUGCAGAAGUCAAAGCGACCCGCUCCCAUCUCCAUGGCGACACCCCCAAUUCAGUCCCCUCUGCCAGUGAUCCCCCACCAGAAGGACCCUGCUCAGGACACCAACGGCAGCCUGGUGGCGCCCAGCCCCAACCCCGAGGCGAGGGCCGGCCCGGGCACCCCAGAGGUCAGGCAGACCUUUAGCUCCUCCUUCUCCCAGACCUCCGUCUUCUCCUCACACGUGGAGGCCUCUGACCCUGGCCCUCCACGGGGCAGCCCUGGGGCCAAGACAAGCCCGGAGCGGGUCCUGGACUCACUCAGCCCAAAAGUGCCACUGGGUUCCAGCCAGCCAAGGCAAUAUAACAACCCCAUUGGCCUGUACUCGGCAGAGACCCUGAGGGAGAUGGCUCAGAUGUAUCAGAUGAGCCUCCGAGGGAAGGCCUCAGGUGCUGGACUCCCAGGAGGGAGCCUUCCUGUUAAAGACCUUGCUGUAGACAGCGCCUCUCCUGUGUAUCAGGCUGUGAUUAAGAACCAGAACAAGCCGGAAGAUGAGGCUGAUGAGUGGGCCCGCCGCUCCUCCAACCUUCAGUCUCGCUCUUUCCGCAUCCUGGCACAGAUGACAGGGACAGAAUACAUGCAAGACCCUGAUGAAGAAGCUUUGCGAAGGUCAAGACCACAGGCCUCUGCUCACAGUACCACCUCUCCUGGACCUGCUGCACAUACAUACACCGAAGCCCCAGCUGGCCCUGCACCCAAGCCUCGGGUGGUCACUACUGCCAGCAUUCGGCCUUCUGUCUACCAGCCAGUGCCUGCAUCUACCUACAGCCCACCUCCAGGGGCAAAUUAUAGUCCAACUCCCUACACCCCCUCCCCUGCCCCUGCCUAUACCCCCUCCCCUGUUCCCAUCUACUCCCCCUCCCCUGCCCCUACCUACUCCCCUUCUCCAGCACCAGCCUAUACCCCAUCACCUGCCCCAAGCUAUAACCCUGCCUCAUCUGUGGCCUAUAGUGGGGGCCCUACUGAAUCUGCCAGCCGCCCCCCUUGGACGACAGAUGACAGCUUUUCUCAGAAGUUUGCCCCUGGCAAGAGUACCACCUCCCUCAGUAAGCAGACUCUGCCUGGAGGGACCCCUGCCUACACCCAAGGUUCCCCAGUGUCCCCCCUUGCUAGGGGCACCUUCCAGAGGGCAGAGCGCUUCCCAGCCAGCAGCCGGACUCCGCUUUGUGGCCACUGCAACAAUGUCAUACGGGGCCCCUUUCUGGUAGCUAUGGGGCGCUCCUGGCACCCAGAAGAGUUCAACUGUGCCUACUGCAAGUCCUCCCUGGCAGACGUGUGCUUUGUGGAGGAGCAGAGCAACGUUUACUGCGAGCGGUGUUAUGAGCAGUUCUUUGCCCCAACCUGUGCCAAGUGCAACACCAAAAUCAUGGGGGAAGUGAUGCAUGCACUGAAACAGACGUGGCACACCACUUGCUUCAUCUGUGCAGCCUGCAAGAAGCCCUUUGGGAACAGCCUCUUCCACAUGGAAGAUGGGGAGCCCUACUGUGAGAAAGACUAUGUCAAUCUGUUCAGUACCAAGUGUCAUGGCUGCGAUUUCCCUGUGGAGGCUGGUGACAAGUUUAUUGAAGCCCUGGGGCAUACCUGGCAUGACACCUGCUUCAUUUGUGCGGUCUGCCAUGUGAAUCUGGAGGGACAGCCAUUCUACUCCAAGAAGGACAAACCCCUGUGCAAGAAGCACGCGCAUGCCGUCAACGUGUAGGGAACCUGGGCACCUGAUGUGUACAGGCAGGAGCAGCUCCUGCCUCUGGCAACGAAGGAUUCAAGAAGACUGAUGUUUCCUUUUGCAGGAAAGAGGGAAAACAGGAAGCAACCGAGCUCUUUUGAAGUAUAAUUUCAGUCCUUUCUUCUGUACACAGAUUGUGUAUUUGCAUAGUUCAGACUAGAAGCCAAAUGAAGAUUCCUAAACCAAGCUAGUAAUUAAUCCAAGACUGGAAUUAUACUUCAGACAUUUAGGACAAAAUUCCAAGAACUCAAAAGUAAAAAACAAAAAGUAACUUUCCGAAAGUGAUACACUUCCUGAGGUCUGCAGAGCAGGGACAGAGCUCAGGGCAGUUAGGGAGAAUCUGAAGCAUUCUGUGAAGUUCUUUAGAGCUGUUCUGGCAAACAAAAUAAAGUGCCAAACAGUCGGAGCUGCAGGGUAUUUUUAGAGCCAGAGCUGAGAGAUUGUUAGCUCACAUCGAUGGGGCCUUCCUCACCAAAAAAGGAAGUGUUAUUCCAUUACUAGUGUCGUGCAGCUACUUCUGAACAUUGGACUUCAGACCUUGAACAGAGUUGAACAUUCUAAAGGGAGCCCAGACAUGCAGUGAUGUCUUCUGGGAGCCAAUGGGCAAUUGACCUGGCUUCCAGGAGGCCUCUGGCUCACACUGCUGACAGCUCCCCUCCGCUUUCAUACUGAAAUAUCUAAUGUCUCAGAAGGCUUAGCUCCUUUUUGAAUUGCUACGGGAAAGUAAAGUUGGGUUUUUCCAGUUUUGCUUUGCUAUGUAUGAGAGAUUUUAAAAUGACUCUGACUUCUGUUUGGCCUUUGUUUUUUGCUUUAUGAGCAUGAAUGCCCAGUGAUGUCUUUUACUCCCAGUCCUCUGCUCACUUAUGAAAUCUCCCUCAGCACCCCUUGCCCAACAGGCUUAGUGACCUGUGGAAAAGAAAAGAGAGACAGUGUCUGACACAGGAUGGCAAAAAUAAUCUGAGAACAUGCCCAAACUCUGGGUGGGGAAGAGGAACCUUACAUUCUGCUAACCUCAGUCAAAAUGGAUGAGUUGGCAGGACCUCCCACCUUAGAUCAGCACCGAUCUUCUCAUAUGUUCCUUUAAAUAUAGCACACUGGUCAUGUACCAUUGUGUUGACUGCUGGAGGGAAAAGAUGGACUUAUACAUACUCGUUUGCCAUUUUGACCAAUAUUUUGAAAAUGUAUUAGCUGGGUUGAUGUAGCCAUUAUUUAAGUAUGUACUGAAAUAGACUUGGGUCUUCUAACUUCUUUAAAAUAUUAGUGAUAGUAUGUGUUAAGUAAGCAUUUUGAAGGUGUUUGGGGAUAAAGAGAGAAGCUUUUGUUUCUGAGGUUGGAAAUGAUAUAUAGUCUCUUUCCCUUUUAGGAAACACUGUUAUUAGCUCACUGAACAUGGCAUUGAAGUAAGCAGUUUGAGUGGAUGUUUCUCACUUGAGCACAAUACGUAGGCACUCUUCCCAUUCAUUGCUACUCUCUUCUCCCAUUUUAGAUGUUCUCUUUGAGCACUUGAAAUCUUUUAUGAGAAAGUAUUAGAACACUUUUUCUUCUGAGAACUCAGCUUCCAGGGAACUGCCAUUCUACCUGAAUCUGUCCCUUCUCCCCAAUGGAGAGGGAAGCAGCUGGAUGUGUCCCUAUCAGGAAGUCUGUGUUUCUUUCCAAGGGUAAACCCUCCAGAUGGCCCAGGGACAUAAAUGUGCUCCUAUCACAGGGCCCUAUUUAACUUGGUGCUGUGAGAAAGUGACUAUAAAGCACCAGGCAGGGUAAAAUCUGUGGGAAGUGCCUGGAGAUUUUUCAGGAGUUGCACACGAGUACCUUGGAGCAUUCUGUUAUUUUUGGAAAGUUCAAAUACAUAGGAACAAGAAGGUUGCUGACUGUACAGAAAGGCUCUAAGCAGGUUUUUUCUUUAAAAAAAACCCCACAAAACUAUUAAAUUAUCAGGGACUGGUCAUGAGGAAAGGAAAAAAAUUCCCUAGAGUUAAGUUUCCAGAAAUAUCAUUUAAAAAGGGUUUUUACACACACACACACACACACACACACUUUAAUGCUCAAGGGUGAGCAUUAAAAAGUACAUGAUUAUUAAAAAGAAGAGUGAGAUAUCUCACAGUAGAACUUCAUACUCAUUUAUUGAAUCAGUUUUUCUACAUGUCACAGCUAGUGUAGAAAGACUCUAUUAUUUACCAAAGCACACACACAUACAAAACACUUUUUAAAGGUAGCAGGGAAAAGAGGUAGUUCCGAAUAUGUUCUCUCCAUGUUUGCAACUUUGAUAUAGCAUCAGGGUUAUUAAGGUCGUAUCUAGUUUAAAUUAAAAUCAUGGAUAGCCUACAGCACUGAACACAACUUUGAGUAGUUCAUGGUGGGAAGUAUACUUUGGAUCUGUAAUUCUUGUCUCCUUAUUGUUGGUAUUUAUUUAAUCUUUAUAAACAUUAACUUUUCGCCCCCGAGUGACUUGUAUUUAUAGUGUUUGUGUUAGGAAUCUAGCUUUUAUAAUGUUAAUUUUUCAACCCAUGUACUUUUCCUUUGGGUUUUUUUUUUUAAAUUUUAAGAUUUCAGAAGUGAAAUAGUGUGUUAGAGGUGUGCAAAAAUAUUUUGCAUGUUUUUCUUUUUUUGCCCAUGUGAAUUUUACUUUUUAGC
Messenger RNA from Artibeus jamaicensis (Jamaican fruit-eating bat), 4742 nucleotides. It is a transcript of the gene LDB3, whose product is annotated as LIM domain binding 3. Gene Ontology annotation, molecular function: muscle alpha-actinin binding; actin binding. Gene Ontology annotation, biological process: heart development; actin cytoskeleton organization; muscle structure development. Bases 117 to 2087 code for a protein of 656 amino acids. Gene Ontology annotation, cellular component: adherens junction; filamentous actin; Z disc. Lineage: Eukaryota; Metazoa; Chordata; Mammalia; Chiroptera; Phyllostomidae. The record is from RefSeq and is a predicted model, not a curated record. The transcript has 13 exons.